Molecule: messenger RNA, 190 nt
Organism: Dentiscutata heterogama
Lineage: Eukaryota; Fungi; Glomeromycota; Glomeromycetes; Diversisporales; Gigasporaceae
Source: the annotation of a GenBank genome assembly
UCAAAUACUCCACGAGGUCUUAAAAAACUUCCUUCUCCACCCGGUAGAAGAUUCUAUGUUGGACCUGAACCGCACACGAAAUUCACAGAAUGGGCAAGAAGUUUUGGUGAUAUUUAUGGUAUAUACAUGGGUCAACAAUAUUGGAUUAUAUUAACUGGUGAUAAAGUUGUUGGUGAACUUUUACAAAAGC